AUGCAAAAGGUUUGUGGAGAGAAAGAAACCCAAUCUAGAGCAGAUCGGAUAGAGCGAUGGAGGGGUUUGUUUAUUCUCAAGGAUUGGUAUGGCUUCAAAGUGGAUCAUGAAAAAGCUCAAGAAUCUUCAGAAGGAUCCUCCCACUUCUUGCAAUGUCGCACCCCCACCCCGGAUCACACAGGUG
Messenger RNA from Ilex paraguariensis (yerba mate), 184 nucleotides. The record is from the annotation of a GenBank genome assembly. NCBI's taxonomy places the organism in Eukaryota, Viridiplantae, Streptophyta, Magnoliopsida, Aquifoliales, Aquifoliaceae.